CUAAGAGACGCGAGGAUCGCAGAGGCCACAGCAGUUGGCCUCUCGCUGGCCCUGCCCGCAGAUCCCGAGUAGAGAACGCGAGCACCGCCACGCCCGCCUGCGAGCUCCCAAGCGCACCCGGCCUCUCCUGCUCGGCGGAGCGAGGAUAACCCCGGAGAGCCGGCCCCAGGGAAAUUAUCGGUAAUAAGGCCCUUGUAACCAUGGCUAGUUCCGACGUGAAACCAAAAUCAAUAAGUCGCGCCAAAAAAUGGUCAGAAGAGAUAGAAAAUCUUUACAGAUUUCAACAAGCGGGAUAUCGGGAUGAAAUUGAAUAUAAACAAGUGAAACAAGUUUCUAUGGUAGACCGCUGGCCAGAGACAGGAUAUGUGAAGAAACUUCAGAGAAGGGACAAUACAUUCUAUUACUACAACAAACAGAGGGAAUGUGACGACAAGGAGGUCCACAAAGUGAAAAUUUAUGCUUACUAGCCUGUCUUCUUUGUGUUGCUUGUCGAUCAUAUUUUAAGAACUCAUCAUUUCCUUCUACAUCGUGUAAAUGUUUGUCAUUUUAGGAAAUAAUGCAAAAUGCAGUCUUCAGUUUAAUGUUUGGUGAAACACAAAGCCAUGAGAAUUGGUAUCUGUUCAUCACCUUGUCCUGUUCUAGGAACCAGCUGCAGAUGCAUUAAAGUUGUGCCUUCUCAGUCCUGC
Messenger RNA from Saimiri boliviensis boliviensis (Bolivian squirrel monkey), 686 nucleotides. RefSeq names its product meiosis/spermiogenesis associated 1 (gene MEIG1). Gene Ontology annotation, cellular component: nucleus. NCBI's taxonomy places the organism in Eukaryota, Metazoa, Chordata, Mammalia, Primates, Cebidae. The record is from RefSeq and is a predicted model, not a curated record.